UGUGCCUAUGGUAUUUUAAGCUUUAAUUAUUUUCCUUACAUUCCAAAACCAGCUAGCUACUUCCAUUGCUCAAACACAAAUGAAAAGAAAUCUCAUAACCAAGAACUAGGGUUUUUUCUCUCUUUCUUUUCUUUCUUCCAUCACCAAUAGAUACAUUUGGAUCAACAAACAUGAGUUAGGUUUACCUUCUUUUGCUUCAAGUCAGUUGUAAAGUUGAUUCUCCAAAGAAAUAAUUGGCUUUAAUUGGAUCUUGGAAACAAGGGUUGGCUAAUAGGAUCUUUUUCCUAUAUUCAUUUGAGGUUUGAGGGGGCUAUCUUGGAAGAGAGUUGUUAAGCUUCACCCUCACCAAUGGAAACAACAAAGUAAUUUUUGAUAGAAGAAGAAAAUAGAUCAUAAAUGGAAGAGAUAAUUCACAUAUCUAAUGAAGACAUCAAGAAUGAAGGUAACAACGAAAUCGGAGCGAAACCCUCUUCACCAAGUCGAAGAAAACGUUCGUUCUUCGACUUAAACGAAGAAGCGGUGAAUGAUGGAGAUGAUGAUCAUGUGAUACUACUUGUAAGUGAUGAAGGCCCUAAUAGUGGUGAGAUAAGCAACAACAAAGAGAUAUCAUCACAAGAAGGUACUUUAAGUAGCAAUGAUCAUAAUUCAAGUGAUCAAGAAAGGAAAGGGCGUGGAAGUACGGUUAGACAAUAUGUUAGGUCGAAAAUGCCUAGGCUUCGUUGGACUCCUGAUCUUCAUUUAUCUUUUGUGCAUGCUGUUGAGAGGCUUGGAGGGCAAGAAAGAGCAACACCCAAGUUGGUUCUCCAAUUGAUGAAUGUGAGAGGACUUAGCAUUGCACACGUGAAGAGUCAUUUGCAGAUGUAUAGGAGUAAAAAACUUGAUGAGUCUGGCCAAGUUUUAUCCCAGAAAAAUAGGGAGAUGCAAGGAAAGCAUCAUCACAUUUUGGAUAUGUAUGGAAGAUUUAAUGUUCAAGGACACUUUGGUGUUAAUAAUAACAACUAUUAUCACCCAUAUAAUGAAAUCAAAGCUCAUAGCACUUCAAGGUUUCAUCAGAAUGGGCUUUUCAAUAAUCAUGUGAUCUUAAGAUCAAGUUCAAUGUGGGACAAAGAUUUAUAUAAGACAAGUUCACAUAUAUUUGAUGUUAAAGAUGCAAUAACAAGAAAUAGUAAUGGAGCUAUAAAUUCUACUCAAAUAAAUCAAAUACUACCUGAAGAAAAGAAAUGGCCUCCUCGAUUACAAGGAAGUGAAAAUCAUGAAAUUAAAAGCUUGUUUCGAGAUGAUCAUAGUGCACAGCAAUUUUCAUGGAAUCCUGUCUUCACUAAGGUACAUGAUAAAAAGGAUCAAAUGCAAGAAUUCAAACACCAAACUCAAGUAUCAAAGAAAGAGUAUACACCAAGUUUCUUAGAACUAAAGUUAAGUCGAGACUCAGAUAUUAGCGUUAAGAAUCAGAUAAAUAUGAAACCAGCGGACAAAGAAGAAAUACCCACCUUUCUCUCUCUUUAGUUGUUCUCUUCCUUUUCCUCGUAUUCAAAGUGAUGAAAACCAUAAAUAGGUUGGGAGUUUGAAUGUGUUUGCAAAAUUGUACACCAACAAGUCAUUUGGGCUGAGUACUUAAGAUCUGACCAUGUCAAUUAGGGCAUUGGAGUGAGAUCUUUUAAGUACUAGCUUUAUCAGACCACAUUUAUGCAUGCAAGAACAUUUUGUGAAUUUUUGAACAAAUUAAUUUAGCUAUUGUUGUUUCAAUUUGGAUUAUGUUUACUUAUGGAUUACAAACAAUGCCACAAUUAAUUUUCAUUGACUCAACAUGUAGUAGCUUUGAGACACUUGAAAGGUUCCUUUAAUUCAUUAUUUUAAAUAAUGGUAAUUUUAACUGACUUACAGAAGACUUAAUUUAAAAAAUGGUGAGUUGGGAUAAUACAGUUUUUGACAUGAAUGGUGAUGGAGCCUCAGGACCAGAUGGUUUUAGUGGUCAUUUUAAUCAAACUUAUGGAUAUAAUUGGGAAAGACGUGACCCAUGAAGUACUACAUUUCUUCAUACAAGGCAAAAUUCUAGAAGAUUUAAUGUUAAUCUCAUUAUAUAAUGACCAGCGUUUAAACGGACACGGGAGUGCU
Messenger RNA from Vicia villosa (hairy vetch), 2112 nucleotides. RefSeq names its product transcription repressor KAN1-like. NCBI's taxonomy places the organism in Eukaryota, Viridiplantae, Streptophyta, Magnoliopsida, Fabales, Fabaceae. The record is from RefSeq and is a predicted model, not a curated record. The coding region runs from base 397 to 1503 and encodes 368 amino acids. The transcript is spliced from 7 exons. Gene Ontology annotation, molecular function: DNA-binding transcription factor activity; DNA binding.